AUGGAAGCUCUUCUACAUCAAUCCAAGGCCAUGUGCCCCUUUCUCAAAAAGACAUCUCCCGCAACCCUUCGCUCUUUGUCCACCGCCACUCACCAUUCGCCUGGUGGGGGUACCAUCACUAACCUCCAAUUCAUUGCUCGCCGAUGUCCUGUCAUGAACAAAGCUCUCGCGGUACAGAGCGCUCGUAUGCGAACUUCGAAUUACACUUCUGCCGCUCCCAGCAUUGGUGUGGUCAAAUCGAUGCUGGCAAAGAAGCUGCACACUUCGGCGGAGAAGAAAGCCAAUGUUGAUACCAGAAUUUACCGGAAGCGCGAUGAUGUACUCCCCGGUCGAGUUGAGAGCGCCUUUGCGAAAUCCAAGGAUACACCCACACCCGGUCCCAAACCAUGCGCUCCAACAGCUUCGAAGUUCGACUACGAAGGCUUCUACAACAAGGAGCUGGACAAAAAGCACAAAGACAAAUCCUACCGCUACUUCAACAACAUCAACCGUCUUGCCCAGGAAUUCCCUCGAGCUCAUAUGUCGGCGAGAGAUGAACGAGUCACGGUCUGGUGCUCCAACGACUAUCUCGGGAUGGGUCGCAAUGCAGAAGUGCUCAAGACGAUGCACCACACCCUGGACAUGUACGGCGCCGGCGCAGGGGGGACACGGAACAUUUCCGGCCACAAUCAGCACGCUGUAGCCCUCGAAAAGACCAUCGCAGACCUCCAUGGCAAGGACGGAGCGCUAGUCUUCAGCUCCUGCUAUGUGGCCAAUGAUGCUACCCUCGCAACGCUGGGCUCUAAACUGCCUGAUUGUGUCAUUUUGAGCGACAGCAUGAACCACGCCUCGAUGAUCCAAGGGAUUCGUCAUUCAGGCGCCAAGAAGAUGGUAUUCAAGCACAACGACCUUGUUGACCUUGAAGCCAAACUUGCUAGCCUACCGCCCGAGAUCCCCAAAAUCAUCGCCUUCGAAUCCGUAUACAGCAUGUGCGGUUCCGUCGCACCCAUCGAAGAAAUCUGCGACCUGGCAGACAGAUACGGUGCCAUCACCUUCCUCGACGAAGUCCACGCGGUAGGCAUGUACGGCCCGCACGGCGCCGGUGUAGCCGAGCAUCUUGACUACGAUGUGUACGCCGCCGCGGGCCCUGGCGCCUCCGCUUCACCCACGAAGAAAGGCACAGUAAUGGACCGCAUCGAUAUCAUUACCGGCACGCUGGGAAAGGCCUGGGGCUGCGUCGGCGGCUACAUCGCCGCCUCGGCCUCCCUCGUCGACACCAUCCGCUCCCUCGCUCCAGGAUUUAUCUUCACUACCUCCCUCCCGCCCGCCACCAUGGCUGGCGCCAGAACCGCCAUCGAAUACCAAGCGCAUUAUCAGGGGGACCGCCGGCUCCAACAACUCCAUACCCGUGCUGUUAAGCAAGAUCUCGCAGAGCGCGAUAUCCCCGUCAUCCCCAACCCGAGCCAUAUCGUUCCUAUUCUUGUUGGGGAUGCAGAGGUCGCCAAAAAGGCAUCGGAUAUGUUGCUCUCGGACUACGGAAUCUAUGUGCAGGCUAUCAACUAUCCGACCGUGCCACGUGGCGAGGAGAGAUUGCGCAUCACGCCUACCCCUGGGCAUACCAAGGAGUUCAGGGAUGAGCUGGUGCAGGCGUUGGAGGGGGUGUGGCAGAAGUUGAAGAUCAAGAGGACGAGCGAUUGGAGGGCGCAGGGCGGGUUUGUGGGCGUUGGUGUGGAAGGGAAGGAGAUGCAAGUCGAACCGCUAUGGACUGAUGAGCAGCUUGGGUUGAGGCAGGGUGUUGACGGGGAGGUGUUGCAGGAGGCGCUUGAGCAGGAAAAUCGCCCCGAAAUGCCGGCUGUGGUUGCAAAGGCUGCGGCUGCGGCUUAG
This is a messenger RNA of Endocarpon pusillum Z07020, 1863 nucleotides long. Its product is annotated as 5-aminolevulinate synthase. Gene Ontology annotation, biological process: heme biosynthetic process. Gene Ontology annotation, molecular function: pyridoxal phosphate binding; 5-aminolevulinate synthase activity. The transcript has 2 exons. Gene Ontology annotation, cellular component: mitochondrion. The record is from RefSeq and is a predicted model, not a curated record. Lineage: Eukaryota; Fungi; Ascomycota; Eurotiomycetes; Verrucariales; Verrucariaceae. Bases 1 to 1863 code for a protein of 620 amino acids.